Molecule: messenger RNA, 1064 nt
Organism: Oncorhynchus nerka (sockeye salmon)
Lineage: Eukaryota; Metazoa; Chordata; Actinopteri; Salmoniformes; Salmonidae
Product: ubiquinol-cytochrome-c reductase complex assembly factor 6
Exons: 3
Coding region: 177-386 (69 amino acids)
Biological process (GO): mitochondrial respiratory chain complex III assembly
Cellular component (GO): mitochondrion
Source: RefSeq, a predicted model, not a curated record
UUCUAAAAAAGAAGAAGAAGAAGGCUGUGUUAGCAGAGCUGUUACGUUAAGUGACCUGCCGAUGUGCUUCAAUGAUAAAUAUAGUUCUGUUGGAAAACGACCGUUUUUCAAACUCGCCUUUUGUCUGUUUCAGAAUAGAGCAAGGUAACUGAUCGGUCCUCUUGGCUGAUGUGAAGAUGCCUGCUGGUGUGUCAUGGCCUCGGUACCUGAGGAUGUUUGGUGCCAGUGUACUAUCUAUGUUUGUCGGAGCAGAGGUUGUCCAUCAGUACUACAGACCCGAUCUGACUAUUCCAGAAAUCCCUCCCAAACCUGGUGAAUUGAGGACUGAACUGCUGGGAUUUAAAGCCAGAGAAGAGGCUGCUGCCGUUGCUGCCCAAAGACAGUGACCCUUUCCGUUGACUGAUUACAUUUUUGUACAGUAUCUAACUCUAGAGCAAUCCUUGUACAUAUUGCACAUUAUUAAAAACCACAAAGGGACAAAUGUGAAUAAGAAAAGUUGGAUGGACAUGUGCGUAUCACAUUUGUUAUGAAACGAAUGUGGUAUAAAUUGACGUGUGCCAAUUCUAUUCAAAGUUACUCCAGGCAAUGAUGUGUUCACAUGGCUGGAUGGCGCUUCAGGCUCCUCAGACUAUAACAAGAAAUGGAACCUUUAUUUAACUAGGCAAGUUAAUAACAAGUUCUUAUUUACAUUUAGGUCAGGAGCCUACAAUUGCGUUUAUCGAACCUAUUGUCAUGGAGAACUCAUGAGGUCUUGAGUAUGGGACAACUUGCAGAGCAGACACCCUUUUGCUGUUGUUGAUGCGAGAGCCAUAGCAAAGUGAGCUCAAGUUUUAACCAUGUUGUCUGAUGGAUCACUCAUGUAAACUUCUGCGCAGACUAGUAUGAGUAUGUCAGAUACUGUAUGUAUGUAACUGUUCAUUGGGUUUUUAAUCAACAGAUGUGAAUCAAAUGUUUGUGUUUAUGCUUUUAAUAGACUUAUGUUGGGUCCACACGCAACAACAAAAAAUAUAGAUAUAUCCAAAUCUGAAUUUCAUUAUUUAUUAAUGAAUAAACUUUUAAAUUAU